Messenger RNA from Aspergillus homomorphus CBS 101889, 2819 nucleotides. RefSeq names its product GTPase-activating protein RGD2. Gene Ontology annotation, cellular component: division septum; cytoplasm; cell division site. The record is from RefSeq and is a predicted model, not a curated record. Lineage: Eukaryota; Fungi; Ascomycota; Eurotiomycetes; Eurotiales; Aspergillaceae. Bases 144 to 2795 code for a protein of 883 amino acids. The transcript has 5 exons. Gene Ontology annotation, molecular function: GTPase activator activity. Gene Ontology annotation, biological process: cytoskeleton organization; small GTPase-mediated signal transduction.
GCCUCACGCUGGCGACGACGGCCGAUCAUCUCUACCUUAGAGGACUUCCCGACUGUUCAAGAACCCCUGCGCAUUGUUGCACCAUUUCAGGCAAGAAUACAAUCCUUGGGCUCUAGCUUGUCUCACACCGACUUUGCUUCACAAUGCCUGGGUUCGCGGAUUCGUUUUGGACCCCAGAUUACGCCACGGGUCUGGGGGUGCUCUACGGCAAACUCCAGCAGGGCGCGGUGGAAAACAAGCAAAUUGUGACUAUUGCUUCAAUGCGCGCGGACGCGGAAGACCAGUAUGGUUCUAAACUCGGGGACAUUGCGCCCGCCGUUGACCGGGUGGCUCCAACUGGGUUUGGGAAGGACGACGGGGCGAGUGUGAGGAAGGCUUACGAAGGCGUUCGCACGGAAAUGAUCGAGGCGUCCAAAAACCACCAGAAAAUCGCGUCCAACAUCCGAGAAUUAGUCGUGUCUCCGUUCCGACGCUGGUGUGAUCAACAUGAAGCCCGGAUACAGAAUUCUCAUGACGAUCUGCAGGCCCGCAUCAAGGAACAUACCAAGCAGGUCGAAUUGGUCAAGAAACUCCGAAGCCACUACUUCAAUAAGUGCCGUGUUGUAGAGGAUCUGGAGGAAGAGAAUAAGCUGGCCUUCCAGGGCCCUGAAACCAGCCCGAAAAUCAAGCCCACUCCUAAGAUCGUCUUGCCGGAAGAAGAGGGAGAGGAGGAGGAACCGGUCGAGAUCGGUGAUCGCAUUUAUCCUCCGGAGGAUCUGAAGAAGCUGCUGAUCCACAUGCUGGAAACCAUCAAGAUGGGAGAUGUCAAGGUGCCCAUCAUUGGGACAUACCAGAACACUUCGACCGGUGCCGACAUUGUGGACUAUAUCCAAAAGUACCUGAACGGGACCAGCAUUAGUUAUUGUGAGAGAAUCGGCCAGGACCUUGUCGACAAUGGAUUUCUCCGUCUGGUGGGCAACAUGGGCAGUACCUUUGCCAACAGUUCCAAGAUGCGCUACCAGUGGCGCCCUAAGGUGUUCCAACUCACAGGCAUCCCCGAUAAGAAAAGCCCGCUGAUGCGGGUAACUUCCAUCGCUUCCAGCGAGGAUGGCAGCGAAUCUCCUCUGUCCUCUGUGUCCGAGAUGCUCGCCGGAUGGAACCCCCUCAACAACCCAUACCCGAACGAGACACCGGCGGAGAAGUUGCGCAGAGAAGCUCGCGAGGCUGAUGAACGGUACAAGGCCGCUGUGCGGCGACUUGAUCUGAUAAGAUGCAAGCUCGAGGAAGAGAUUGUUGAGAAUCUGCGCUUCAUGGAGCAGUGUGAAUUGGACCGUCUGAAGGCAAUCAAAGCUGUGAUCCUGGAUUUCUCCGGGGCUAUCAGCAAUGUGAUCCCUAACUUGCAAAGCACCGUGGAUCACAUGAUGCUGUACCAGGAGACUAUCCAACCCCUGGGUGAUCUCAGAUAUCUUCUGGAGAAUUACCGGACUGGAGGUUUUGUUCCUCGCGUGCAGGCUUACGAGAACUAUUACGGUUCCGUGGAAGAUCAGAACUUUGGCGUUGAUCUCGAAGCUAGAGCUAGAGCCGAUCGCAAGCGGGUUCCUAUCAUCGUUACGACAAUCCUGACGUACCUCGACAAUCGCUACCCUGAACUGGAGGGUGACGAGGCACGACGUGCGAUAUGGCUCUAUGAUGUACCCCUGGGGGCAACGCACCAUCUCCGGAAUGCAUUGAAUAACAGCAAGGCGGAUUAUAAUGACAUUCUCGAGAAAUACGAGAUUCCUAUUAUUGCCAGCGCUCUGAAGCUAUACCUUCUUGAGUUGCCUGAUUCGCUUGUUUCUUCUCAAGUUUACGAAAUCGUUAAGACAAUCUACUCUACCACCGCUCAUGAGACCACAGAGGAAGGCCGCAUCAAGGUCCUCCAAAGCACACUAGGACAACUCCGUUUAAACAACAUCGCCACGCUUGACGCUAUUAUGACCCACUUUACGCGCUUGAUAGACCUGACGUCUGCCGACGAAGCUUAUGUAUCUUCUCUUGCUCAGGCACUUUCGCCCUGCAUCCUUCGGCCCCGCACCGAGAGCAGUCUUACGAUGAACGAGCGCCACAGUUAUCGCCUGAUCCGCGAUUUGUUCGCUCACAAGGAUGCCAUUUUCGGCGAGCUCAAACGACAAUCGAGCGCUCUCGGCAUUAGUGGAACCAGCAACCGUCCCCGUGCUAUCAGUACCGACGAGAGCAAUCGCCGUGCAGCCAUGGAAGCACGGAACCGUGCCAUUGUUGACCGUAGCCGCGCCCACAGCCCCAACCCCCCACGGAAGCAUCGUCGGGACCGUUCUAGCGGCGCCUCAGAGGCUGGGCGAUUCCCUGUCAACGUCACGAGCCCUACCGAGCGGAGAACCAAUCUUCGUAAUAGCCUCGACGUUCCUGCAAAUGUGGACUCCCCAACGGCCGCAGAGAAAAUGAGCAGUGUGGGCAUCAACUCUGCAGAGGCUCCUGUGACCAACGGUGCUGCAAGUGAUUCUCCCGCCGCCAGUGUCAGCUCUGAAUCUGAGGCGUCAAGUCCUCCUCCUGUCACGGGAUCGGACGGUUCCAUGAGCCCUGUGACCGCUGCCACGCCCACGCAGGAAGCAGAGAAACGCACCUCGAUCCCCCUCUCCAGUGUCAUGUUCAACCGUAAACCCGGCCUCGGCAAUCGGUCCAGCUUUCCCGUUGCUGUGAACAGCGAAAACGGAUCGGACAGCAAGCGGAGCAGCCUGGCGACCGUCGAGAAUGAACCCAAGGGUGUCACAUUGGAAGAUAAACCAAUGGACGAUGACUAAAUGUGCCUCACUUGAUGUGUGGAU